This is a messenger RNA of Arachis duranensis, 897 nucleotides long. RefSeq lists its product as uncharacterized. The coding region runs from base 1 to 897 and encodes 298 amino acids. The transcript has a single exon. NCBI's taxonomy places the organism in Eukaryota, Viridiplantae, Streptophyta, Magnoliopsida, Fabales, Fabaceae. The record is from RefSeq and is a predicted model, not a curated record.
AUGGAGAAGGAAGUCUUGAAACCUUAUGUGCCAAAAGCACCAUUCCCUCAAAGGCUCAAGGGUGUUGAUAAAGAGAAGAAGUUUUCUAGUUUUCUAGACUUUAAGUCUCUCCAUGUCAACAUUCCUUUCAUUGAAGCCCUCCAACAAAUGCUUUCAUAUAUCAAAUGCAUGAAGGAGUUGCUAACCAAGAAGAAUUCCUUGAAGGGUGGGCAGACAAUAAUGAUGACUAAAGAGUGCAGUGCCCUUAUCCAGAAAGACUUACCUACAAAGAAGAAGGACCCAGGGAGUUUCCAUAUCUCUUGUGCUAUAGGGGAUACAAUGAUUGACAUAGGAUUUUGUGAUAUUGGAGCUAGUAUAAACCUAAUGCCCCUAUCUCUCGUGAGAAAGCUGCAAAUUAAUGAGUUGAAACCCAUAAACAUAAUCCUUCAGUUGGCUGACAAGAUCCAGAAACAAGCAUUAGGAGUGGUAGAAAAUGUGCUGGUGAAGGUGGGGAGGUACUUCCUCUCUACAGACUUUGUUAUUCUUAAAAUGGAAGAAAAUUAUCUUCAUCCAAUCAUUCUGGGGCAACCAUUCUUAGCUACAGCCAAAGCACUCAUAGAUGUUGAGAAAGGGGAGCUAAUGUUGAGAAUACAUGAUGAACAACUGACUUUUCAUGUCUUCAACCCAUCACAUGAUUCUAAACAAGAGAACAAAGGCAUGAAGGAUGAUCAUGAGGCAGUAAUUUUGGAGAAAGCAAGCAAUAAACCACAAGCAGAGCCUCUGAAGGCUUCUUUGGGGGAAAAACAAGAAAUACAAGUGGUACAACAAUCAAAAAGAUCCAAGGAGGGGCUAGAACCACAAGAUUCAAAAGAAACUAUCAGCAAGGACCCUCUUGACACAAAAAGAAGCACCACUUGA